GAAAGCAGAUUGAGUCAGUUGAGUAUUCACUUUGCCAGCGAGAAGAUGUCGUCGUUACCUACGAUCAUUGGAUUGUAUAUUUUCUUCUUUAUCACAUUUAGCAAUGUGCAUGCAUAUAGCACAAAAUGUAGUCCCAUGCUCGGAGUUUGUAACAUGCACACGGAUUGCUGCAGCGGAAGAUGCUUAACCUACGGCUCAUAUUGCGGCUAUCCGGCGCAGCGUCUUACAAAAACCUAUUUGCGCCCAAACGAAUUCACCAGUAUCAAGAAAGAACAAUCAAAAUCAAUCAAUGAUGAGGUGAAAGUUAUCGGUCUACCUAAUGAGUCAGAACCAUCGAAUGAUGUUUUUAGUGUUGAUUCAACACUAAUUCAACCUUAUUCUGCCGCAAAAUGCCACAAUGUUGGUGAACCCUGUUCCCGGGCUGAAGAAUGCUGUAAUUUACGAUGUCACACUUAUAUGCACAGAUGUGUCACCUGAAGUAAUUCGUAGCAUUGGG
Drosophila yakuba is the source of this 496-nucleotide messenger RNA. RefSeq lists its product as uncharacterized. Lineage: Eukaryota; Metazoa; Arthropoda; Insecta; Diptera; Drosophilidae. Bases 46 to 477 code for a protein of 143 amino acids. The record is from RefSeq and is a predicted model, not a curated record. The transcript is spliced from 3 exons.